UUGUCCUUUAACCUUUAAUUUUUGAUAAAGUUAUUAUCAAAUAAUUGAAUUUUAAGAUUCAACAAUAAGUGCAUUACUAAAAUGGCUCUGUCCAAGCCUUUCAUGAGCGCCCUGUCCUUUUAUUUUGGACAACUAUUUGAGCACCCCAUCAGAACUAAAUCCUUAAGUUGUUGUGUUAUAGCAGCAGCCGGUAAUUACGCAUCGCAACAGAUCGCCGGCAAUAAAGUCUUAAAUGUGCACAGCAUUGCGGCCUAUGCCAUUUAUGGAUUGUUGUUUGGGGGCACCAUCCCCCAUUACUUCUACUUGGGUUUGGAGCAUUUGGUGCCGGAGGAUGCUUCGCUGGUUGUGCUCAAGAAGUUGUUCUGCGAAAGACUGAUUUACUCACCCCUUUAUCAAGCUUUUACUUUGUAUACAAUUGCACGAUUGGAGGGCAAGGACCAUAAAACUGCGCUGAGACAACUCAAGAGUCUGUACUGGACUGUUUUGACAACCAGCUGGAAAUACUUGACCAUUAUUCAACUGCUCAAUCUCAGCGUUGUGCCUCCCAUACUCAGGGUCCUUGUGGUCAAUCUCAUAGGAUUCUUCUGGACAAUCUACAUCGCAAAUAAAAGGCGUCAGCAACAAGCCAAAGAAAAAAAAUAAUCUAGUUUUGUUGAACAUUAAUUACAUUAAGGGUGUUUGGUUUUAUCUUGUUGUUAUUCUUUAUUACUUUUCUAUUCCAAAGCAUUUUCUAUUGUCAGUAUUUUUAUAAAUAUAAAUGUUUAAAUUUAA
Aethina tumida (small hive beetle) is the source of this 771-nucleotide messenger RNA. Its product is annotated as peroxisomal membrane protein 2. The transcript is spliced from 4 exons. The record is from RefSeq and is a predicted model, not a curated record. NCBI's taxonomy places the organism in Eukaryota, Metazoa, Arthropoda, Insecta, Coleoptera, Nitidulidae. The coding region runs from base 82 to 642 and encodes 186 amino acids. Gene Ontology annotation, cellular component: membrane; cytoplasm.